Vespula pensylvanica (western yellowjacket) is the source of this 2956-nucleotide messenger RNA. RefSeq names its product coiled-coil and C2 domain-containing protein 1-like (gene l(2)gd1). Lineage: Eukaryota; Metazoa; Arthropoda; Insecta; Hymenoptera; Vespidae. Gene Ontology annotation, biological process: regulation of transcription by RNA polymerase II. The transcript is spliced from 11 exons. The record is from RefSeq and is a predicted model, not a curated record. Gene Ontology annotation, molecular function: DNA-binding transcription repressor activity, RNA polymerase II-specific; RNA polymerase II cis-regulatory region sequence-specific DNA binding. Gene Ontology annotation, cellular component: nucleus. Bases 86 to 2557 code for a protein of 823 amino acids.
UCUACUGUUAGCAUCGAUAAAAGUACGCAGAUAAUUUAAUGAAAUUUUGAAGAGUCGCAACUUUCGACGAUACCAUCGUUUCGAUAUGUUUGGCAAGAAGAAAGAGCCAAAGGGACAGUCGAGGUCUGGAAAUCUUGCUCAGUAUGGAAUAUUCGAAGUACCCGAAAGUUUGGACGAUCUCGGAGGUGCAGGAGAAGACGAGGACGACGAGGAUUUGGAAGCCGAAUUGGCUGCUUUAACGAGCGGUGCUAGUACGUCGCUCGAACAAAAGCAUAAGGUUCGGAGGACGGAUUCUUCCGACUUAAACGCCAUGGUGUCCGAAAGCGUUAAGGACAUAGAAGAGGAUAUUUCUGACGGAGAGGACGAUCCAGAUUUACUGGAGGAACUCGAUAUGCUUACCGAACGAGAGUCGGCUUUGUCGGAUCAAGAGACGAACCAGGAAGCAAACGAUUCUGAGAAUAGUCCUCGUAAAGAACAUGACGCUCCUGUAGGAGACGAUAGGCUAAAGUUAUUACGGGAAAGGCUAGAACUUUAUCAAAAGGCCGAGAAGAAGGCGAAGCGAGGAAACGAAGCCGGUAAGGCCAGGAGAUUCGGUAGGGGUAUUAAGACGUUGCAACAGCUGUUAAAGGACGCUGAGAUGGGUACCGUUAUAAACGAGGCCGAUAUUCCACCUCCUUUACCUCCCUCGGCUAUCUCCGAAUUCACAGAGCGACCUACGGACGAUGCCGCGUCCCCCGAAGUACCGGUGGAAGAUCCUACGUCGCCGAGUCCCGAAGGGGACGUCGAUUCCGAACCUAGUCCUGCGGCACCAGUUGUUCAGGUCGAUCAGGAAGCAUUAGAUUUGUUAAACAAGCGACAGCAGGAAUAUAAAAUCGCUGCGCUUGCGUGGAAGAAGGCUGGUAACAUGCAAGAGGCUAUGAAGUGUGUAAAAGUUGCAAAACAAUUUGACAUAGUUAUCGCGGCGACUAAUGCCGGAGAAGCAAUCGAUUUAUCCGAUAUGCCAGCUACGCCAACCGGACCUUCUAUAUCGGCUUCCGUAUCACCUGCACCUUCUGCGUCGCCUUCCAUCGAGAAAGAAGACGUCGAGGUUCAACAACGUGCCGAGCCAGAUACACCGGCUCCAAAUAAAAUGGACGAAGUAACGGAACAACGGCAUGGAAUGGAAGACGUAGAAAGUGCCCUUAAAGAGCGUCUCGACGUAUAUAAGCGAACAAAAGCGAUUGCAGAGAACGAAGGGAAUUCUUCCAAAGUUCGAAGAUACGCUCGUAUUUGCAAGCAGUUCGAAGAAGCGAUUAAACUGCACGCACGUGGGAAGCCCGUGCCUCUGGACGAACUUCCUGUUCCACCGGGUUUUUCACCGCUUUCUACGGGUAUCCAGUCCAGCGUAUCGGAGGGACCGAAGGAAGACGAGAGAUCCAAACCGGAAUCCAAUUCGGAGGGAACGUCCGGGACAAAUGUGCCAAGUCCACCUCCGCGAACGAACAUGGCAGUACAUAAAAAUCAAAAGCACGCUACUACACGGGCGGAUAAACAGAUGGUGAUGUUGCAACAACGUCAAUACGAAUUGAAAGAGGCCGCGUUAAAAGCUAAGAAUGACGGAGAUUUGGACUUGGCACGCGAUUAUUUGAGACAAGCGAAGGGAAUACAGCCCUUGAUCCAAGCCAGCAUCGCCGGUCUACCGGUCGAUAUGAAUUCUAUACCCUUAUCGCCAGUUGCCAAAAUGGAACUCAGUGCGCACGGUUUAACCGGUCAAACGGACGAAAAUUUCCAAUUGAUUCACAGCGAAGAUUGUUUGGAGGAAUCCGGUGGCAGCGACGAACAAAUUUACGACAACUUGGAGAACCAGUUGAUCAAACAGAUAAAAUGGUGUCUUUCUACGAGAGAUCAUUCGAAACAAUUGGGAGACGUUCCAGGAUAUAACAGAUGGGAACGACUCGCAUUAGGAUAUACCAGGGAUUUGGACAUGUUACGCGUUAGAAGACGCGAUUCGUUACCGCCUCCGCUGCAUCACUACGAGACCAAAACAUAUGCGAUAGUUCAGAGUUGUACCGACUUGAACGAUAGCGAUAUUGAAAUUUCGAUAAUAAGAGGUAUCAAUUAUCCGCGAGACGCGGAUACUUACGUUAUGUUUGAGUUUCCCUAUCCUUCGGACAGUCCUCCUGCAGACAGAACAUCGACGGUCAAAGGUACAUGCAAUCCCGAGUACCAAGCUACGUUUCCGCUAACUGGAAUCCUGGAUCGCAACUCGCGGCAAUGUCAACGGGCAUUCAAACGACAUGCUCUCAAGUGUCAAGUUUGGGCGAAAGGAUGCUCGCUGAACCCCAUCCUGUGUUGCACUCAUCCAAGAGGAUUUUUCAGAAGCGACAGUUUGCUGGGUACCGUGACGGUAAAAUUGCAAUCGCUCGAGAUGCAAUGUAUUCUACACGAUUCGUUUCCAUUGAUGGAGGGGAGGAAGCCAACGGGAGGAAAGCUCGAGUUGAAGAUACGUCUUAGAAAUCCGAUUCUCACGAAACAGAUAGAACAAAUAACCGACAAAUGGUUGAUCAUCGACAACUGAUGCCUUCUCGAUUCGUCGGAGAGAAAUCGACGGAAUGCACUCGUAUUUGGUUCGGCAAGAUUGUGGUUUUUCUACGUAAAUGGUAGAACGCGUGGUUCUCUCAGCCAGCGAUAUUAUUUAUCUCGCAAGCGAACAUGUAAAUGUGUAAUUAUAAUCGAUUAUCUUACUCUCGUAGAUAGACGAAUACGUGUAUGUAGAUAAGCCACCCCUUUUUUUUAAGCCUAUCUAUUCCGUUAUAUUUCGCUUGUAUAUAUUAUAUUAUAAAUAUGUAUCGAAUGUACGCGUGUGAUAUAAGAAACGAUAAUGAAAAGUUUGCGAUUGCAUUAAAUUGCGUUUAUACGAAAAGAAUUGACAAAGUUGUAUGAAUAAACGAAUCUUUAUGUUACGUUUCUAUGGGAA